Falco peregrinus (peregrine falcon) is the source of this 6032-nucleotide messenger RNA. It is a transcript of the gene KCNH6, whose product is annotated as potassium voltage-gated channel subfamily H member 6. Gene Ontology annotation, molecular function: inward rectifier potassium channel activity. The record is from RefSeq and is a predicted model, not a curated record. Bases 1539 to 4238 code for a protein of 899 amino acids. NCBI's taxonomy places the organism in Eukaryota, Metazoa, Chordata, Aves, Falconiformes, Falconidae. The transcript is spliced from 11 exons. Gene Ontology annotation, biological process: regulation of ventricular cardiac muscle cell membrane repolarization; membrane repolarization during action potential; regulation of heart rate by cardiac conduction. Gene Ontology annotation, cellular component: membrane.
UGCCCUCACCCCGGCAUCCCUCGCCCCCCUGCCAAGCCACGGCUCCCCGCUCCCGGCUGCUAAAUAAUUCAGGGGUGAGGCAGAGACAGCGACGAGACGCUGCCAACUGCAUCUAAAAAUACCGGCUGGCGGGAGGAGAGCAGACACCGGCUGGCCAGGGUGGGCCAGCCCCACAGUGGCAGGGAGGGCAGGGCACAAGUGCAAUGAAUGCACCGGGCUCAGCCUGCCAGGGCCACGGCUCCUAGGCACAGCUAGAGGCACAUGGGGACACUGUGGGGUUGGUGCCACUAGGCUGGGGCCCUGCCUUGCGGGUGGCAUCUCUCCCAGUCCCCCCAGACCGCCCCAUGGGUGGUGGAGCUGGACGGUGCUGGGGAUGGGGGGGAGCGACUUGUGGCGGUAUCCGUACUGGGACACUUGGUUAGUGCCUGCCCGCAGUCAGCACCAUGGGCCUGAUCCUGCCCAACCCCUUGUGCUUGAGGGUCUCCUGGUGACUGUGGCAUGUCCCCCCUCACCAGCUCAGUAUCCCCGUCCCCAGCACAGGGCAAGGGAGGAGGAAGGUGCAUGGCUGCUGGGCCCUGCGGGGUUAGCCAAGGCCAUGGGAGCCUCCCCCCUCCGUCACCCACAGCCCGCAUGCACCCUGCUCCCUCCUCCCUCCUCCUCCGCCCCCCCUCUGUGUCUGCCUCUCCCUCACUUGCCACCCAGCACCCCACUGCCAGCACGCAGCACCCCGCACCAUGAGCCUGCGGCUGCAGCUGAAGCCGGUAAGUGCAGGGGGAAGGGGGAGAGGGAAGGGGCACCCAGUGGGAUGGCCACGGGUGGCACCCGGCACUGCUACCCACAGAGACUCCCAGGGCCACCCAGGCCACCCAAGGGUGCCACCUGCAGCCCUCCCCGUCCCCGAGGGGCAGUAAGGGACAAGGCUGCAGCUGCUCUCUGGCUCUGCAUUGGUUUGGAUGCUCUUUUUGGGGUUGUUUCUUCUCCCUUUUCUGCUUCAAAUUUUUGGGGUUGUGACUUUUCAUUAAUUUCUGCUUGGAAAACAACGAGUCUUGACCUGCUCUUGCUUCUGCCACAAAAGCCAGGUGCCAGGAGCAGGGACAAGGGGCAAGGCAGGCGUCCCAGUGUGGGGAGCAGCGUCUGGGGGUCUGAGUUCAAGGCUGGCCCCACGGAGCUGCCUCUGGCCACACAGGACGAGGGAAUUCAGCUGCUGAAGGAGGGAGCGUUGCUGCUUUUCCCAGACACAAGGUGUUAGGACCCUUCUCGGGUCUGCUGGGCACAGCUUAGCUCUGGGACCAAGCAUUUUCCCAGCAUUGCCUUGUCCCCUUCCCUGCCACCCCUGCUGGUCCCCAAGCCUGGCCAGUGCCUCAUUCCCCUCCACAACGAUUGCGUUUGGGUCACUUUUUCCAAACCCUCCCCUCUCCAUCUGCCAGCGACGUCGGCGGCUCCCGCUGCCCCAUUGGCGCUCUCGUCCCUGGGGGGGCCCCAGCAUCGAUCGGGUUUGAUUAAUUCACGCUGGGCUCCCAAAUGCCCUUCGCAGCUGCAUGUCUCCCACCCUCCCAGCCAACUGCAUGCAUGCCUGCGUGGGUGAUGCCGCAGCCCCUGUGCUGUGCCCACCGUGCCGGUCACUGCCUGGGCGUGCGGGGUUGGGGGUCCCCAUGGUGGACACCCGGACUUCAAGGGUCAGCUGCCGCCUGGGGCGCCGGGCAAGCUGCAGGCAGGUGCUGUCCCUGGGUGCUGACGUCCUUCCCGAGUACAAGCUGCAGGCUCCACGCAUCCACCGAUGGACCAUUCUGCACUACAGUCCCUUCAAGGCCGUGUGGGACUGGCUCAUCCUUCUGCUGGUCAUCUACACAGCCGUCUUCACCCCCUACUCAGCCGCCUUCCUGCUCAAUGAGGAGCAGGUGGAGGAGAAGCACUGGGACUGCAGCUACUCCUGUGACCCACUCAACAUCAUUGACCUCAUCGUUGACAUCAUGUUCAUCGUGGACAUUGUCAUCAACUUCCGUACCACCUACGUCAAUGUCAAUGACGAGGUGGUGAGCCACCCUGGCAAGAUUGCCAUCCACUACUUCAAGGGAUGGUUCCUCAUCGACAUGGUUGCCGCCAUCCCCUUUGACCUGCUCAUCUUCCGCUCUGGCUCUGAUGAGACCACCACACUCAUUGGCCUCCUGAAGACCGCCCGGCUGCUGCGCCUGGUCCGGGUGGCCCGCAAGCUGGACCGCUACUCCGAGUAUGGAGCAGCCGUGCUCUUCCUGCUCAUGUGCACCUUCGCCCUCAUCGCCCACUGGCUGGCCUGCAUCUGGUACGCCAUCGGCAACGUGGAGCGGCCCUACAUGGAGCACAAGAUCGGCUGGCUGGACAACCUGGGCGACCAGAUUGGCAAGCGCUACAACGACAGCGACCUCUCCUCUGGCCCGUCCAUCAAGGAUAAAUACGUCACUGCCCUCUACUUCACCUUCAGCAGCCUCACCAGCGUGGGGUUUGGCAACGUCUCACCCAACACCAACUCCGAGAAGAUCUUCUCCAUCUGUGUGAUGCUCAUUGGCUCUCUGAUGUACGCCAGCAUUUUUGGCAACGUCUCUGCUAUCAUCCAGCGGCUGUACUCGGGCACGGCCCGCUACCACACGCAGAUGCUGCGAGUCAAGGAGUUCAUCCGCUUCCACCAGAUCCCCAACCCCCUGCGUCAGCGCCUGGAGGAGUAUUUCCAGCACGCCUGGUCCUACACCAACGGCAUCGACAUGAAUGCGGUGCUGAAGGGCUUCCCUGACUGCCUGCAGGCAGACAUCUGCCUCCACCUCAACCGCACGCUGCUCCAGAACUGCAAGGCUUUCCGCGGAGCCAGCAAAGGCUGCCUGCGCGCCCUGGCCAUGAAGUUCAAGACAACUCAUGCACCGCCUGGAGACACCCUGGUGCACUACGGAGAUGUCCUCACCACACUCUACUUCAUCUCCCGGGGCUCCAUCGAGAUCCUCCGGGAAGACAUUGUGGUGGCCAUCUUAGGGAAAAACGACAUCUUUGGGGAGCCCAUCAGCCUCUACGCCCGCCCAGGGAAGUCCAACGCUGACGUGAGGGCCCUGACCUACUGUGACUUGCACAAGAUCCAGCGGGAGGACCUGCUGGAAGUCUUGGACAUGUACCCAGCCUUCUCUGACAACUUCUGGAGCAACUUAGAGAUCACCUUCAACCUGCGAGAUGCAGACAGCGUUCCCCGCUCACCACUCAGCGAGGAGUAUGACUGCACCUACCGGCGGGCGCGUCGACGCAAGCACUCCCUUUGCCAGCCCAACAAGCCUGACCCAGACACGGGCAUCUCUGAUGCAGAGCAGUAUCACACCUACUCAGAGCUCACCAACCCACAGGACCCGCUGAGUAAGGACCACUGGGACGACCUGGGCAGCAGCACCACCCAGACCAGUGAUGACGAUGCCAAGACUGGCAGCCCUACUAAAGCUGAGCCCUUCCUCACAUCCAAAAAGGAUGACUUUGCUCUGCCCACGCUCAGCCUCGUCACCACCAGCGCUGGCAGCACAGAGGUUGGCAAGCCCGCGGCAGAGAGCAGCCAGUCCUACGCAGCCACCCCCCUGGACAUCCCCAACAUGUUCACCUUCUGGGAGGACCGAAGGCCAAACCACCACCAGGAGCCUUUGCAACACAUCUCCUUGUUACACAACUCGCGGGACAUCCCCCUGCACAGCGACUACAGACCAGGGCAGAUCGAGUCCAGGCUGGAGCUCCUGCAGGCCCAGCUCAGCAGGCUGGAGUCCAGGAUGUCGUCAGACAUUAAUAUAAUCCUCCAGCUCCUGCAGCGCCAGCUGUCCCAAGUGCCGCCUGCAUACAGCCCCAUCUCGCCGUCCUCCCACAACCUGGCCAUGUACGGCAUCCUCCCACGGAGCCUGGAGCCGCUCACCCCCUGCGCACCCCUGGAGGAUGAGGAGCCGACCACCCCGGAGCAGAGCCCGAGCUACACGGAGGUAGAAAAGUUCCACUUGAAAUCCAGGGACUCCUUGUCAAGCGGGAUGCACCCUGCUGUGGCAUCUGAUGAAACCAUGACAGUCUACUCCGAGCAGGAGCAUCAUUCCCCACCUCCUCCAAACCCAGAGCCUCUCCACCAAAGGGUACCAAAUACCCAAGGACUCUUGCGGGGCUCUCGUUUCCCUUCCCUCCCUGAGCACUUGGAGGCAUCUUCUGAGCACCAGGACAUUCAGAGACACCUCUCCGACCCAGUGCUUCCUGGAAGUUAGAGAUGUGGGGGCUGCCAAGCACGUCAAGAGGAACCUCAGCUGUGAGCUCAGUCAGUUGAUGUUGAUUUUGACUGCAAGGGUAAGACGGAGGACAAUGCCACUGGCUCAGGGUAUAAUUUAUAGCUGUCUUCUACCACCGUGAAAGGAAGCGUAGAGUGGCUGGCUUCCAAGGUCAACGUUUUCCAGCGGUUCCCAUAGAGUAGAUUUCAUUUGCACAUUAUAGUGAACCCAGAGCAGCUCUUUCUUACAGCCACCAACAAGCUGGCUAGGCCAAAUGGCACCCACCACCUCUUCCUUGCCAAGGCUUCCUCUCAAGAACGGCACAAGCCAAGUGAGCCUCAGCGACCGGAGGAGAGCAAAUCCAUGGCUCGUAGCUGCACAGCCACUUUGCUGCCAGCUCUUUGGAGCAGGGACCAUUACUUUGGUACUGGGCUUAGCCCAGCGGAGCCUGUGAGCAUUACAGAAAGGGUAGUCACCAGAGGAGGAGGAGAUCUCCACAGUGUGGUACUGGGGGGAGCUGCAGGUGGGAAGCCCAGGACAAGGACAGAAGCUAUCCUUGUCCUACUUGACUGCCACUGGGAAACUAAGGGCCAACAGCCCCUGCCAAUUCAGCACGCUUCAGCACGAGUCCUAGGGCACCAACUUCUCCAGCAAGGCUGAUCGCGCCUUGCAAACCCCAACACACAUCCCACAGCUCCCCAGAUAAACCCACUGGUCACUGGCCUGGGCAUAAAGCACAAAACUCAAAAGCACAAUCCCGUAAAGCCCCAGCCUUUCCUCCCAGCUUUUCUCUUUUGAUAAAGGUUUGAUAGAUGCUUCCUCCUCCCCAGCCCUUCCCCCAGCAGACUCCUCCAGCAUCCCCCAUAGGAGAAGCCCACUUAGCACUGCCGCCUUGCCGUUCGGUUAGAUGCUGUGACAGUCCUAGGCCGCCUGCUCAAGUAUUGUAUCAAGCUCCCUUUGAGAGUAGUAAAACUGUGAGCAUCUCUUUCUCUGGAGUUUUAGUGUACACUUUGCUAAUAAAUAUGUUUUUGGCACCUAAUGUGGAUUACAGCUGCGUUUGUUGGGAGCACCUGUGAAUUCAUCCCUGGCAGCACAAAAGACAGGUGCCAGUCUGCAAAGAACCCUGAAAAGCCUGUGGUCAGAGCAUAGCUGCUUCACGCAGGGAGUGUGGGGCUGACAGAGCCCCUGUGCAGGUCUUACAGCUCAAGGCGGGGGUCCAGGGGGGACUUUGCUGAGAAACGUCUUCCCAGUGGGAUGCAGUUCAGGCUCCGCAGCAACGUGCAGGAGCUCAGGCUACAAGGCCAGCCUGCCGCUGUUCCCCCGCCCAUCAGUCAUCUCGCAGACGCACUGCAGGCAGAGGUUACACAGAGAGCUCCAAAUGAGCACGGUGAUACCCAAAGGCCAUCCUCAUCCCUCGCUGAAGGGGCCGCGGCUCCUGCACGAGGGCCAGCCCCCGACCGCUUGUAACGCACCCGCAGGGCCCCCAGAGCAGGGACAGGCCUCUGGCCUCAGCAGGGCCCAGCCGGCCUCUCCCCACCCGCUCUCGCUCCGUGGGGCUGCGGAGGGGCACAGACGCCCGGCAGGCCCUGCCCAGGCCCCAGGCAGGCCCAGGCCCCCAGAGGGGCUGUUUCUACCCCCCAGCCUGCAGAGGUUUCGGCCGGCAGAGGCCGGGAUGCCGCGCCCCGCCCAUACGGUGCCUCGGCCUGCAGAGCCGGGAGGCCCCGAGGUCCCCCCAGGACGUGCCCGCCCAGCCAGAGGGAGCCCGACUGCCCGCAGGGCUACAAGCCAGAUGCC